Messenger RNA from Echinops telfairi (small Madagascar hedgehog), 978 nucleotides. RefSeq names its product olfactory receptor 52I2-like. Bases 1 to 978 code for a protein of 325 amino acids. Gene Ontology annotation, cellular component: membrane. Gene Ontology annotation, molecular function: olfactory receptor activity; G protein-coupled receptor activity. Lineage: Eukaryota; Metazoa; Chordata; Mammalia; Afrosoricida; Tenrecidae. The record is from RefSeq and is a predicted model, not a curated record. The transcript has a single exon. Gene Ontology annotation, biological process: G protein-coupled receptor signaling pathway.
AUGAUGCUGGGGCUACAAUACAACCAUACAACGGCGUCUCCUGCCAGCUUCUUCCUUGUGGGUGUCCCAGGGUUGCAGUCCUCACAUCUUUGGCUGGCCAUCUUGCUGACUGCUAUGUACUUCGUGGCCCUGCUGGGAAACAUCCUCAUUAUGACCGUCAUCUGGAUGGAUUCCAAUCUACAAGAGCCGAUGUACUGGCUCCUGUGUGUUCUGGCUGCUGUGGACAUUGUCAUGGCUUCUUCUGUAGCACCCAAGAUGGUGUGCAUCUUCUGUGCAGGAGACAGCUACAUAAGCUUUAAUGCUUGUUUCACUCAGAUGUAUUUUGCCCAUGCGGCCACAGCGGUGGAGACUGGGCUGCUGCUGGCCAUGGCUUUCGAUCGUUACAUAGCCAUCUGCAAGCCCCUACACUACCAGAGAAUCCUCACCCCGCACACGAUGUUGGGAAUGGCUGUGGUCAUCGUUGUCAGAGCAAUCUUAUUUAUGACUCCAUUGAGCUGGAUGGUGAGUCAUCUUCCUUUCUGUGGCUCCACUGUGAUUCUCCAUUCCUACUGUGAGCACAUUGCUGUGGCCAAGUUGGCAUGUGCUGACCCGAUGCCCAGCAGUCUCUACAGUCUGAUUGGGUCUUCCAUUAUUGUGGGCUCUGAUGUGGCCUUCAUUGCUGCCUCCUAUAACCUGAUUCUCCGGGCUGUAUUUGGUCUUUCCUCAAAAAAUGCUCAGUUGAAAGCAUUAAGUACAUGCGGUUCCCACAUGGGGGUUAUGGCUCUAUAUUACCUACCGGGAAUGGCAUCCAUCUAUGUGGCUUGGCUAGGGAAAGACUUAGUACCCUUGCAUACUCAAGUGUUGCUAGCAGAUCUAUACCUGGUCAUCCCACCCACCCUAAACCCCAUCAUCUAUGGCCUGAGGACCAAACAAAUACGGGAGCGAAUAUGGGGUUUACUAAGGCAUUACCUCUUUGACCAUGUCAAUCUGGGUUCAUGA